AUGACAUGGAGAAUGGGACUCAGUGUUACCAUGCUGCUGGCAAUGUGGCUGGUGUGCGGAUCAGAACCCCACCUCCAUGCCAUGCAUAGAGGGAGCCACGGAGGGCGGAAGGUGCCCCUGGUCUCCCCCGUCCACAGAAGGCCAGCUCGGCUUCUGAGGCACACAGGGAAGGCUCAGGGACUUGAGAGAACCACUGUGGAAGAACCAAAGCUUCCGCCUCUCCAAAGAAGGAGGAGUGUGCCCGUGUUGAGGGUGGCCCCCGCAACAGCCCCGCCAGCCAGGCCGCGCGGCAGUGGAGCCCCGGCGAGACCGAAGCAGAGACCAGGAGCCCCGAGCUCUCCGCGUGACAUGAUCCGAGAUGAGGGGUCCUCAGCCCGUUCCAGAGUGUUGCGCUUCCCCUCUGGGUCCAGCUCUCCCAACAUCCUCGCCAGCUUCGCAGGGAAGAACAGGGUGUGGGUCAUCUCGGCGCCGCACGCCUCGGAAGGCUACUACCGCCUGAUGAUGAGCCUCCUGAAGGACGAUGUGUACUGCGAGCUGGCCGAGAGGCACAUCCAGCAGAUCGUGCUGUUCCACCAGGCCGGCGAGGAAGGAGGCAAGGUGCGCAGGAUCACCAGCGAGGGCCGCGUCCUGGAGCAGCCCCUGGACCCCAACCUCGUCCCAAAGCUCAUGAGCUUCUUGAAGCUGGAGAAGGGCAAGUUCGGCAUGGUGCUGUUGAAGAAGACGCUGCAGGUGGAGGAGCGCUACCCGUAUCCGGUCAGGCUGGAGGCCCUGUAUGAGAUCAUCGACCAGGGCCCCAUCCGCCGGAUAGAGAAAAUCAGGCAGAAGGGUUUUGUCCAAAAAUGUAAGGCGUCUGGGGUAGAGGGCCAGGUGGUGGAGGAGGGGAACCAUGGUGGAGGAGCCGGAAGGCCAGGCCUGAGCGGUGAGAAGAGAAAAGAAGACCAGAGGCGAGCACAAGUCCCGCCGACCAGAGAGACUCGGGGGAAGGUGCUCAGGAAGCCGGCCACCGCCACGGCCGCUGCUCCCCCCGCUCCUCCAACCCGAAGGGCCGCCACCACCCUGUCUCCUGCUGCAGUGCCAACAGUGACCCGGGCCACCUCUCGGGUGGUCACCGCGGCUGCAAGACCGACAACCACCACGGCCUUUCCCACCACCCAGAGGCCCUGGACCCCCAGGGCGCACCCCUCCUCGGACGCCCACCGGCCCCCAGCAACUGCUGAGGUGGCCACGGCCAGGGAGCCCGGGGCCUCGGAGAAUCUCUACCCCCAGCCCAGGAAGGAGCAGCACAGGGAGAGGCUGCAGGCCACCAGGAGGCCCAGCAAGGCCACCAGCUUGGAGAGCUUCACGGCUGCCCCUCCCACCACCGCCUCGGAGCACAGCACGCGGGCGGGCGCGGGCCGUCUCCGGGACAACCGCACCGACCGGCGGGAGCACGGCCACCGGGACGCAAACGUGGUGCCAGGUCCUCACAAGCCAGCGAAGGGGAAGCCUCCCAAAAAGAAAGUCCAGGACAAAAUCCUUAGCAAUGAGUACGAGAGUAAAUACGACCUCAGCAGGCCAACUGCCUCUCAGCUGGAGGACGAGUUGCGGGUGGGGAAUAUUCCCCCCCAGAAAGCAAAGGAAUCCAAAAAGCACGAAAAGCUGGAGAAACCUGAGAAGGAGAAGAAAAAAAAGGUGAAAAACGAGAAAACAGACAAGUUCCUCAAGAGUGAAAAGCAAGUGAAGAAGGAUAAGGCUGAGAAAAAGAGCCGGCAAGAGAAAGAGAAGAACAAGAAGAAAAAAGCAGGGAAAACAGAGCAGGAUGGCUACCUGAAACCCACCACAAAACACUUCGCUCAGAGUCCCAGGAAGUCCGUGACCGAUCUGCUGGGGUCCUUUGAAGGCAAACGACGACUUCUUCUGAUCACCGCUCCUAAGGUUGAGAACAACAUGUAUGUGCAACAGCGAGAUGAGUAUCUGGAAAGCUUCUGCAAGAUGGCCACCAGGAAAAUCUCCGUGAUCACCAUCUUUGGCCCUGUCAACAACAGCACCAUGAAAAUCGACCACUUCCAGCUAGAUAAUGAAAAACCCAUGCGAGUGGUGGAUGAUGAGGACCUGGUAGACCAGCAUCUCAUUGGUGAGCUGAGGAAAGAGUAUGGAAUGACCUAUAAUGACUUCUUCAUGGUGCUCACAGACGUGGACCUGAGAGUCAAGCAAUACUACGAGGUACCCAUAGCAAUGAAGUCUGUGUUCGAUUUGAUCGAUACAUUCCAGUCCCGAAUCAAAGAUAUGGAAAAGCAGAAGAAGGAGGGCAUUGUUUGCAAGGAAGACAAGAAGCAGUCAUUGGAGAACUUCCUGUCCAGGUUCCGAUGGAGGAGGCGGUUGCUGGUGAUCUCUGCCCCUAAUGAUGAAGACUGGGCCUAUUCACAGCAGCUCUCGGCCCUCAGUGGCCAGGCCUGCAAUUUUGGUCUGCGUCACAUAACCAUUCUGAAACUUUUAGGGGUUGGAGAGGAAAUUGGGGGAGUUUUAGAACUGUUCCCAAUUAACGGGAGUUCUGUUGUGGAGCGAGAAGACAUAUCAGCCCAUUUGGUGAAAGACAUCCGUAACUAUUUUCAAGUGAGCCCAGAGUACUUCUCCAUGCUUCUAGUUGGAAAAGAUGGAAAUGUCAAAUCCUGGUAUCCUUCCCCAAUGUGGUCCAUGGUGAUUGUGUAUGAUUUAAUUGAUUCGAUGCAACUCCGGAGACAGGAAAUGGCCAUUCAGCAGUCACUGGGGAUGCGCUGCCCAGAAGAUGAGUACGCAGGCUACGGUUACCAUAGCUACCACCAAGGAUACCAGGAUGGUUACCAGGAUGACCACCGUCAUCAUGAGAGUUACCACCAUGGCUAUCCUUACUGA
Messenger RNA from Puma concolor (puma), 2871 nucleotides. RefSeq names its product coiled-coil domain containing 80 (gene CCDC80). Gene Ontology annotation, biological process: extracellular matrix organization; positive regulation of cell-substrate adhesion. Gene Ontology annotation, cellular component: basement membrane. The record is from RefSeq and is a predicted model, not a curated record. NCBI's taxonomy places the organism in Eukaryota, Metazoa, Chordata, Mammalia, Carnivora, Felidae.